UUCGUUCUUUAUUAAAUGACCCUGCCCUGUAGCCUCAUCAUCCUCAAUCUCCUGUUUCAACCUCUGAUGGAGAAGCUAACAAUGGGGGUCCUGCUCUCCAUUAUCUCAUUAAUAUCUUGUUUCAGCCCUCUGCAUGUUCUUGCACAGUGGCCCGGUGGAAGAUCGACCAGGUUCUAUGACUUCAAGGUGCAAACAACAAGGAUUACCAAGCUAUGCAACACCAAGGACAUAGUAACAGUCAAUGGAAUGUAUCCAGGACCGGUUGUUUACGCCGAAGAAGAUGACAGAGUGAUAGUCAAAGUUACAAAUGAGAGUCCAUACAAUGUCACAAUUCACUGGCAUGGCAUCCGGCAGAGGCUAUCCUGCUGGUCUGAUGGACCAUCGUACAUCACACAGUGUCCUAUUCAAGCUGGACAGAGUUUUACAUAUGAGUUCACGUUGGUAAAGCAGAAAGGCACCCUUCUCUGGCAUGCUCACGUCUCUUGGCUUCGGGGCACUGUCUAUGGUGCUAUAGUCAUGUAUCCUAAGACAGGGGUCCCUUAUCCCUUUACCUAUCCUUAUGAAGAGCACAUCAUUAUACUGGGAGAAUAUUGGCUGAAGGAUGUAGUACAGCUUGAGAAAGCUGUUCUAGCUAGCGGAGGAGGUCCUCCACCAGCUGAUGCAUUUACUAUCAACGGCCAUCCUGGCCCUAACUACAAUUGCUCCAGCAAUGAUGUAUACAGGAUUGACGUGGUCCCAGGAAAGACCUACCUGCUGAGGCUGAUAAACGCAGCUCUGAACAUGGAAAACUUCUUCUCAAUUGCAAAUCACAGGAUGACCAUUGUCGAAGCUGAUGCAGACUACACAAAGCCAUUCGCAACCGAUCGCGUGAUGCUUGGACCAGGCCAGACAAUGAAUGUCCUUGUCACAGCCGAUCAAUCCAUUGGAAAAUAUUCUAUGGCCAUGGGUCCUUACAUGUCAGCCCAGGGCGUACCCUUUCAAAAUAUAUCGGCCAUAGCAUACUUCCAAUACCUUGGUGCUUUGCCCACUUCCCUGUCUUUGCCUGCUAGACUACCCAUUUUUAAUGAUAAUCUUGCAGUUAAGACUGUCAUGGAUGGGCUUAGGAGUUUGAAAUCUGGUCAUGUUCCAAAGGAGAUCGAUCAGAAUCUCUUUUAUACUGUAGGAGUAAAUGUUCAACAGUGCCACUCCCCAACGCCACAGCAAAAUUGCCAGGGCUUGAACAAUGGGACGAUGGCUGCGUCUAUGAACAAUAUAAGCUUUGUCAAACCCAAAAUUUCUCUUCUUGAAGCUUAUUACAAUAGAAUUAAUGGCCAGUUCACUGAGGAUUUUCCCGGUGUGCCUUUGAAGUUCUACGACUUUGUCAAUGGGGCACCUAAUAACAGUCCUAAUAACACCCAGUCGAUGAUCGGAACUAGAACCUUUGUCCUUGAAUAUGGAACUAGGGUUCAACUCAUAUUACAGGACACGGGGACGGUUUCUACGGAAAACCACCCAAUCCACCUUCAUGGAUAUAGCUUCUACGUAGUUGGAUACGGCUCGGGCAACUAUAAUCCCCAAACCGCACAGUUCAAUUUGGUGGAUCCACCUUACUUGAACACAAUUGCAGUUCCCGUGGGCGGAUGGGCGGCAAUUCGAUUUGUGGCAGACAAUCCAGGGGUUUGGUUCAUGCAUUGUCACUUCGAUAUACACUUGUCAUGGGGAUUAGCUUCAGCGUUUAUAGUGAAGAAUGGCAAAGGGGAGCUCGAGACCCUUCCUCACCCGCCGGCAGACCUGCCCCGGUGCUAGAGCUUUUGCUUUUGUGCUUAACUGUUCUGUUUUCACUC
This is a messenger RNA of Eucalyptus grandis, 1823 nucleotides long. Its product is annotated as laccase-6. The transcript has 6 exons. The record is from RefSeq and is a predicted model, not a curated record. The coding region runs from base 16 to 1785 and encodes 589 amino acids. Lineage: Eukaryota; Viridiplantae; Streptophyta; Magnoliopsida; Myrtales; Myrtaceae. Gene Ontology annotation, biological process: lignin catabolic process. Gene Ontology annotation, molecular function: hydroquinone:oxygen oxidoreductase activity; copper ion binding. Gene Ontology annotation, cellular component: apoplast.